This is a messenger RNA of Pollicipes pollicipes, 2920 nucleotides long. Its product is annotated as TGF-beta receptor type-1. Bases 564 to 2189 code for a protein of 541 amino acids. The record is from RefSeq and is a predicted model, not a curated record. Lineage: Eukaryota; Metazoa; Arthropoda; Thecostraca; Pollicipedomorpha; Pollicipedidae. Gene Ontology annotation, cellular component: plasma membrane; signaling receptor complex. Gene Ontology annotation, molecular function: transmembrane receptor protein serine/threonine kinase activity; ATP binding. Gene Ontology annotation, biological process: cellular response to growth factor stimulus; cell surface receptor protein serine/threonine kinase signaling pathway; protein phosphorylation. The transcript is spliced from 10 exons.
GCUGUGUUUGGGCGGUUUGGGACGCUGUUGUGUCGCCCUGCGUGUCGGUCGUCCGCGGAGGUGCUAGAUAAGUGCGCUGAGCGCUCGUCCGCGGUAGGUGGCAAGAGACCUUCAAUUGUUCACAGCUGCUCAGUGAGUGACCACGAAAAUUCGUCGCAUUUCUAGAAGAAUUUUCCCCGCUAUUUCAGUUUUGCGACCUGGGUCUUGGAAAACGUCGAAAAGUAUUCAGGUCCUGAGGUUUUUUUCCAGGUGCCUUGUGGUUGCAGGGAAAACGAUGACUUAUUUGUGAUGGAAUGAUAUUUCCAUGACAUGGAGAUGUAAACAAAGGACAACAUUUGUCCAAUUCCCUGCACCGUUUUUGGUGACACGAAAAUUCACUAGGUAAACUUGAGGCUUGAGAUGCUCAUGCUGCAUGCAAGAUACAAGACUGAUGCAAGCCAGUGUGACACAAAUCAGAGGCAAAUUUUUGGCUCAUUGAAAGGAGAGAUUGCUGUUCUGGUGUCAAGGAAUAGUAGGAAAGGCUGCAUGUUGAAGUCUUUCAAGAGCUUUUAAGUCUUCAAAGGAUGGCCAUUCAAAGGGUCAUGGAGAUUUUUCACAUUGGCGUGCUCAUCACUGGAGGACUGCUGAUCACUAGCAGACAGGUGGAAGGCCUGCUCUGUGAGUGCAGUGGUAACUGUCCGGGACAGAACAAUACCUGUGAGACAGACGGCGUGUGCUUCACGUCUGUGCAAAAGACGGAUGUUCACUCAAAGCACAUCAUCACUCAGUAUAAGUGCCUGCCCCGGCAGUUGUUAUCGCCGCCGGACAACCCGCUGGUGUGCCACGGCAUCAGCGCUAACAAUAGGACGUACGCGAGCGCGUGCUGCAGUGACAGCGACCACUGCAACGUUCGCCUGGGGCCGCAGCUGGACGUGUCGCCGCUGCCAGAGCCGCCGCCGCUGUCGGGCUGGCUGGACCGCAGCCGGAUCCUGUUCCUGCGCAUCACGCUGCCGGUGGUGUUCGUCAUCCUGCUGCUGCUGGUCGUCAUCUGGACCUACAUGAAGAUGACGGCCCCGCGCUCCGGCGGCGACCUCCAGGGGCGCGGCCCCUCCGGCUGCAUCGAGUGCUGCACGCGCAAGAAGCGUUCCAAGCGGCCGCCGUUCGACGACAUCGGCGAGCGGCUGCUGGAGGCGUCCGAGUGCGGCCAGCUGGGCGGCACCGGCGCCAACCUCAAGACGCUGAUGGAGGCGAGCACGUCCGGCUCGGGCUCGGGCCUGCCGCUGCUCGUGCAGCGCUCGGUGGCGCGCCAGGUGACGCUCGACCAGAGCGUCGGCAAGGGACGCUACGGCGACGUGUGGCGCGGCCGCUGGCACGGCGAGGACGUGGCCGUCAAGAUAUUCUCGACGCGCGACGAGCGCUCGUGGUUCCGCGAGGUGGAGAUCUACCAGACCGUGAUGCUCCGACACGAGAAUAUUCUGGGAUUCAUCGCCGCCGACAACAAGGACAACGGCACGUGGACGCAGCUGUGGCUCAUCACCGACUACCACCGGCACGGCAGCCUGUUUGACUACCUGCAGCGGAGUACAGUGGACGUGCGCGGCAUGUACCGGCUGGCCGUCUCCAUCGUCACCGGCCUGGCCCACCUGCACAUGGAGAUCGUCGGCACGCAGGGCAAGCCGGCCAUCGCGCACCGUGACCUCAAGUCGAAGAACAUCCUGGUGCGCUCGAACGGCACGUGUGCCAUCGCCGACCUGGGGCUGGCCGUGCGCCACAUGCCCGACGACUCGGUGGACAUCGCGCCCAACAGCAGGGUCGGCACCAAGCGCUACAUGGCGCCCGAGGUGCUGGACGAGAGCAUCAACACGCACCAGUUCGAGUCGUUCAAGCGCGCCGACGUGUACGCUCUGGGCCUGGUGCUCUGGGAGAUAGCGCGCCGCUGUACGGCCGGCGGCGCCUGCGAGUACGUGCCGCCCUACCACGACCUGGUGCCGGCCGACCCCAGCCUCGAGGAGAUGAGACGCGUCGUCUGCGUCGACCGCCAGCGGCCCUCCAUCCCCAACCAGUGGCAGAGCUCCGAGGCCCUGCGCGUCAUGUCGCGGGUGAUGAAGGAGUGCUGGUAUCACAGCUCGGCCGCCCGCCUCACCGUGCUGCGCAUCAAGAAGACGCUGGGCAGCAACUGCGCCUCGGACGACAUCAAAGCUGUGCUGUAGAGCGGCCCGCCGUCGCUCCGGCCGGCCGGCUGCCGGUCCCGUGUGCAGACUGUGGACAGCCCGCUCGGACUGUCGGAGCUGUGAUCUGUGGCGGGCCAGCGCCGCCGCGGCGUCAGCUGGCGCCGAGCGGCUCGCCCUGCAGAGGUCGGCACGUGGCUGUGCGUGCCGCCGGGAUGCGGCCGGUCAUCUGAUGAGCGGAGACGACAGGCGGUCUGCCGCCACCGCCGCCGCCGUGACGGUCGGGCUGGGCCGUGUCCGGGCCCGCCGCCGGCCACCGGAGAGCCGGACGUGGGCUCGCGUGCUGGCGUGCGCCACUAGACACCGCCGGCGAGACGGCCGGGUGGCGGCGCUCGGACUGUGACGACGCCCCGCCGCCGCCGCCGGCGCGCUGUAGUCGGCACGUGGACGGACGCCGGCGCGCGUGUGUAUAUUACUGCAGCUGCUGUGGUGAUGGCAGCUGACGGCGCUAGCGGGCCGAGGGACCGGCGCCGGCGCCGGCGCGUGAUGACGCGGGCUGCGUGCGGAGGUGCGCCGCCUCCCUAAUGUCAGCCGGCGGCGGACGAUCGGACGCCGGACGGGCGGGUUCUGAACCCGUCGACGGCCGGCUGUGCCGCCGCCGCCGAGCGGACCAAGCGUGUGAUCGGGUGGCCACGGUCAGUACGGAGCCGGCCGGCAGGCCGUCGGCGGCGGCUCGGCAGCCGGAGCCGGGGCGACGACCGCUGGCACGGGAG